UUUAAGAAAUAGCUCACACCUCCAAGGUGGAGUGGAGGUGGGGCUCAUGGGCGCGCAUGCGCACUUACUCCUUCUUUCCAAGUACAAGUGGACAGUCAUGGUUCGCAUGAAUGUGCUGAGUGAUGCCUUAGUGGCCAUCUGUAAUGCUGAGAAGAGGGGCAAGCGACAAGUGCUUAUCAGACCCUGCUCUAAGGUGAUCGUCAAGUUCCUGACUGUCAUGAUGAAACAUGGUUACAUUGAUGAGUUUGAGAUAGUAGACGACCAUCGUGCUGGCAAGGUGGUGGUGUUCCUCAACGGUCGUCUCAAUAAGUGUGGUGUCAUCAGUCCCCGGUUUGAUGUUGGUGUGGGUGCCAUUGAGAGGUGGGCCUCCAGCCUGCUGCCAUCCAGACAGUUUGGGUUCCUGGUCCUCACGACAUCGUCAGGGAUACUAGAUCACGAGGAGGCAAGAAGAAAGAAAACUGGUGGCAAAAUUCUCGGAUUCUUUUAUUAGUAGUGACGACCAUUUAAUAGCACUGUGCUGUGUGUAUGAACCGUGUCUUGUGCAUUUGAUGGUUUCACUGUUAUAUCUCAAUGUUUGUUCA
This is a messenger RNA of Halichondria panicea, 581 nucleotides long. RefSeq names its product small ribosomal subunit protein uS8-like. Gene Ontology annotation, molecular function: structural constituent of ribosome. Lineage: Eukaryota; Metazoa; Porifera; Demospongiae; Suberitida; Halichondriidae. The coding region runs from base 47 to 490 and encodes 147 amino acids. The transcript has 4 exons. Gene Ontology annotation, biological process: translation. Gene Ontology annotation, cellular component: ribosome; cytosolic small ribosomal subunit. The record is from RefSeq and is a predicted model, not a curated record.